CCGAAGGGAGAGAGUGGGAGAGAGAUUGGAAAUGGCGGGCGAGUAUUCUAAACGCGGUUUCGUAGGAUCGUGAUUCAAUCAACUGCAUCAUCAUCAUCUCCUCAGAAGAGAAAAUCCCCAUUUUCCGUUCGCAGAUUCUCCUUCCAGAAGAUAGAUCUGAUCUGAUUUGGUCUGAAAUGAGAUCUCGUCCGUCGAUCUUGAUCAUGCCCCCUUCCCCAAAACUCUCAGAGAGGUGGAGGUAGCCCCAAAACGAAAAGGAAAUACUUCUCUACUUUCCUUCCAAUUUCCCUUCGGAUCGAGAUUUCCUUGGCAUUGAGAUAGAGAUAGAGAGUUUGUAUAGAGAGAGAGAGAGAGAGAGAGAGAGAGAGAGAGAGAGAGAGAGAGAGAGAGAGAGAGAGAGAGAGAGAUGGCGUCGGGGAAGUCGUCUCGAUCGUCUCGUGCGUCGGCCGGCUUGGUGUCGAAGGGGAGCGCGGGUGCUGCACAGGACGCAGAUUCGCAGCUGGAGGAUAAGCUCAAAGGCUUCAGGACCGACCGCUUCGAUCCUGAUGGUUACCUUCAGUCCAAAUGCCAGACCAUGAAUGAGAAGGAAAUAAGGCACGUGUGCUCUUAUCUUCUAGAUUUAAAGAAGGCUUCUGCAGAGGAAUUGCGUAUAAGUGUUUAUUCUAAUUAUGCAUCCUUCAUCCGCACAUCAAAGGAGAUAUCAGAUCUAGAGGGCGAGCUCCUUUCCAUCAGAAAUCUGCUAUCUACUCAGGCAGCUUUAAUUCAUGGUUUAGCUGAAGGAGUCCAUGUUGAUUCUCUAUCUACUGGUCCUGAAGGCUCUGCAGCACAUGAUUCAUCUGACGUGGAAGACAGAGAACCUACUGACAUCGAGAACUGGGCUGCGGAGUUACCUGAUAUCCUUGAUGUUUUGUUAGCAGAAAGGAGAGUGGAUGAAGCUUUGGCUGCCCUUGAUGAAGGGGAACAUGUAGCUGCAGAAGCAAAAGAAAAGAAUACAUUGAGCCCAGCUGCACUGAUGUCAUUGCAGACUGCUAUUGCUGAACACAGACAAAAAUUAGCUGACCAACUUGCGGAAGCUGCAUGCCAACCAUCUACUCGUGGCGUUGAGCUUCGUGCUGCUGUUUCAGCUCUUAAAAGACUUGGAGAUGGGCCCCGUGCUCAUACGUUGCUACUUAAUGCUCAUUACCAAAGGUUCCAGUACAACAUGCAAAGUCUUCGUCCAUCAAGCACCUCAUAUGGAGGAGCAUAUACAGCUGCGCUAUCACAACUAGUUUUCUCUGCCAUCGCUCAAGCUGCAAGUGAUUCGUUGGCUGUCUUUGGCGAUGAACCAGCAUAUGCAUCUGAACUUGUGAUGUGGUCUACUAAGCAGACAGAGGCUUUUGCACUUCUUGUAAAGAGGCAUGCCUUAGCCUCAUCAGCAGCUGCUGGAGGUUUAAGAGCUGCUGCAGAGUGUGUUCAAAUAGCAUUGGGUCAUUGUUCUUUGUUGGAAGCUCGAGGGUUGGCGCUUUGUCCUGUCCUUUUGAGACUCUUUAGACCAAGUGUUGAACAAGCAUUAAAUGCUAAUUUAAAAAGAAUUGAAGAGAGCACUGCUGCAUUGGCAGCAGCAGAUGAUUGGGUUCUCACCUAUCCUCCAGCUAGUACCCGCACAUCCAGUAGAUCUUCUAAUGCACCUGGAAUGACUUUCCAGCCUAAACUUUCGAGCAGUGCACACAGAUUCAAUUCAAUGGUUCAGGAUUUCUUUGAAGAUGUUGGACCACUAUUGAGUAUGCAAUUGGGUGGUCACACAUUGGAAGGUCUAUUUCAAGUAUUCAACUCCUAUGUCAACUUGCUGAUUAAGGCAUUGCCAAGUUCAGUGGAGGAUGAUGGAGACUUUGAAGGUUCUGGGAAUAAUAAACUUGUUAGUAUGGCUGAGACCGAAGCUCAGCAAAUAGCUUUGUUAGCAAACGCAUCUUUAUUAGCAGAUGAGCUGCUUCCACGUGCUGCGAUGAAGCUUUCCCCACUCCAGCUGGCUACUGGCAAGGAUGAUUCCCGUAGAAAAGCUUCAGACAGGCAAAACCGUCAGCCAGAGCAAAGAGAAUGGAAGAGGCGUCUCCAACGCUCUGUUGAUGGGUUGCGAGAUAGUUUCUGCAGGCAGCAUGCUCUUGAUCUUAUUUUCACAGAAGAUGGUGAUACCAAUUUAAGUGCAGAGAUGUACAUAAGUAUGGAUGGAAGUGUAUACGAGCCUGAGUGGUUCCCAUCUCCAAUAUUUCAGGAACUUUUCACGAAGUUGAACAGGAUGGCAAGCAUAGCUGCCGACAUGUUUGUAGGCAGGGAAAGGUUUGCCACUGUGCUAUUGAUGAGACUCACAGAGACUGUCAUCCUGUGGCUUUCAGACGACCAAAGCUUUUGGGAUGAUAUUGAGGAGGGGCCAAGGCCUUUGGGUCCUCUUGGUCUUCAGCAGUUCUAUCUGGAUAUGGAGUUUACAAUGCUCUUUUCAGCCCAAGGAAGAUACUUAUCUCGAAAUUUGCAACAAGUUAUCAAAGACAUCAUAUCUAGAGCUCUGGCUGCAUUUGCUACAACUGGAAUGGAUCCAUACAGCGUAUUGCCGGAAGAUGACUGGUUCGUCGAGAUUUCUCAAGAAGCCAUAAACAAGCUAAGUGGAAAAGGCAGAUCCAUCAACGGAGAUCGGGAUCUUAACAGCCCGACUGCUUCUGUGUCUGCGCUAUCCAUUUCAUCAGCCAGAUCUCAUGGGAGUUCCUGAUCUGCUAAAGCUUCUUCCCACCCAUGUAAAUUCGAGAGACGAGGACCAUGCCUGUGGAGCUCUUCAAUAAUCCAUCAGGCCGUUCUAUUUUUAUUUUGAUUAGAUUGGAGGUCGAAACGCAUCUCUCAUAAAAUGUCUACUCCUGUUGGCGGUUGCGAGCGGUUGCACCACACAGAUCGUUGUAUAAUCGGUAAGCAUUUUUUCUUUUUGAAUGUUUAUUUUUCUUUUUUUGCCCUUUUUUUUAAAUUUUAAUUUUUUAUUUUUAACAUUUUAGUCAUGUUUGUGGAGUGUCACACUUUCUUUAGGUUGACAGCUUAGGAAUUCUUUGCAUCUGUUCUCUAGGUUGGAAUGUUUUUUGAGCUUGUAAAUGCUUGAUGAUGAUGAUGAUGCCAGAUUGUGCCAUUCUUGCACCGAUUUGGAAACAGGGUUGAUUGAUGUUGUUGUUGAGCUUUUAAUUUAAUUAUUUUUAAUUAUUAAA
This is a messenger RNA of Magnolia sinica, 3215 nucleotides long. RefSeq names its product exocyst complex component EXO84B-like. The transcript is spliced from 7 exons. Bases 407 to 2737 code for a protein of 776 amino acids. Gene Ontology annotation, cellular component: exocyst. The record is from RefSeq and is a predicted model, not a curated record. Lineage: Eukaryota; Viridiplantae; Streptophyta; Magnoliopsida; Magnoliales; Magnoliaceae. Gene Ontology annotation, biological process: exocytosis; Golgi to plasma membrane transport; intracellular protein localization.